Molecule: messenger RNA, 1018 nt
Organism: Sodiomyces alkalinus F11
Lineage: Eukaryota; Fungi; Ascomycota; Sordariomycetes; Glomerellales; Plectosphaerellaceae
Exons: 3
Coding region: 331-918 (195 amino acids)
Biological process (GO): mitochondrial translational termination
Cellular component (GO): mitochondrial large ribosomal subunit
Molecular function (GO): translation release factor activity
Source: RefSeq, a predicted model, not a curated record
AGCGUGCCAUACGCAACUCAAGAGGUUGAUAGCCCAUUAUUGACAGAGACUGCGUCCAAUCUUCAAAUACGGAAGAAAGAAGAUUCGAUGCCCAUUUUGAGCCAUUUGGUAAUUCGGAGGGUUCCAAAACUCAUUUCCGAUAACCCUUCUUGAAUUGCUUGCUCUAAGCAGCAUGUCCAUCUCGACCCAUAAUUAAUGAUUUAACAGCUCUAUGCAGAAGCCACUUGAGUUUAACGUCUUGAAGAACCAGGGCUGGAACAUUCCAACGGACAUUACGGAAUAGUACACGGUCUGUCUCAUCUCGAGUGCCAUGAGCAUCGGCUUGCGGACAUGACACUCAGGUUGACGGCCCGAGCAUCACUAUGGACGUUGUUUCGACUAGGAGGUACAGCAGUGCAGCCGCCGCUGGCAUUUAUCCGCUCCGCUCGUUUUCAAGCUUUCGAUACAUCAUUUGACGCGGAUGAACUCCGGGAGGCCAGAGCCUGGCAUCAAGCGUUCGACGAAACUCGGUUGCCCAAGGGCCAGACCAGUUUCGCGCGCUCCAGUGGUCCGGGAGGCCAACAUGUCAACAAGACCGAAACCAAGGCCAUCACCACAUGGCCCGUCAAAGACUUGAUCGCUGUCCUACCGAAGCUGCUCCACCCCGGCGUCCGGGCAUCCAAAUAUUACACGGCUAGGACGGAUUGUUUAACAAUCCAAGACCAGACCCAUCGGCAGAGAAGUGCCAACACGGAUGAGAAUUUCCGUAAGCUGGUUGAAGAGGUACAAAGGAUCUACCAGGAGAGAGUACCAAACGAAUCGUCGCCAGCUAAGCAGCAGAAGUAUAUUGAGUUAGAAAGGACUUUUCAUAAGACUCGCUUGCAGCAGAAAAAGAACCACAGCUCCAAGAAGCAGGGCCGAAGAGGACCGUCUGACUGACUGCCACAUUAUAGCCAAGACCUGGGAUGGGAGCCCCGAAAGUCCAGUUCAGAAGUGGCUCUAAUAAAGUGUUUCAUCUGGAGAACUGUUCCGAUCGAUG